This is a messenger RNA of Panicum virgatum (switchgrass), 548 nucleotides long. RefSeq lists its product as uncharacterized. The transcript is spliced from 2 exons. Bases 9 to 548 code for a protein of 179 amino acids. The record is from RefSeq and is a predicted model, not a curated record. Lineage: Eukaryota; Viridiplantae; Streptophyta; Magnoliopsida; Poales; Poaceae.
UGCAGUGGAUGGCAUCUACUGAGUUCCAACACAGCAAAUGGGCGAAUACCGAAGAUGGUAGAUUUACUCAUGCAAGUUUUGCAAGUAUGGAGUGGUGGGAUGCAUUGAAAUAUAUCAUCGACACGGUUCAACCGAUAUACAAGUUCCUCCACUUCGCUGAUCAGGACAAGAAGCCGAACAUGUGCAAAGUCGUGAUGGCCUACCAGACUAUGAAACAGGAGCUGCAGUCUUUCUUUGGAACAAAUGUUUCCACACUGAAAGAGUAUAUUGAGGUGGUGGACGAGAGGUUGGGUGACGUGUUCAUAGGCACGUAUGUGGGUCCAGCUGCUGUCCUAAAUCCGAGGUAUGAAUAUACGAUGGAUCCAACUCAACUAAUGUUUUGUGGACUUAAGGAUACAUUUCAGCGCAUGACGGAUCUCCAGACCGUCGUCCAGGCAUUGCAGGAGUUUGACGUGUUUCGGCAGAAAAUUGGCGAGUAUAGCAGUGAUAUGGCAAUGCAGAUGGCGAUGGACCCAAAGACAUCCCCAUGUAAGAGUUAUUCCAUAUGA